Molecule: messenger RNA, 8004 nt
Organism: Mandrillus leucophaeus (drill)
Lineage: Eukaryota; Metazoa; Chordata; Mammalia; Primates; Cercopithecidae
Gene: ANKH
Product: ANKH inorganic pyrophosphate transport regulator
Exons: 12
Coding region: 85-1563 (492 amino acids)
Biological process (GO): phosphate ion transmembrane transport
Cellular component (GO): membrane
Molecular function (GO): phosphate transmembrane transporter activity
Source: RefSeq, a predicted model, not a curated record
CCCGCUCGCCCCGUCGCCCUUUGCCUCCCCGCAGAGUCCCCUCGCGGCAGCAGAUGUGUGUGGGGUCAGCCCACGGCGGGGACUAUGGUGAAAUUCCCGGCGCUCACGCACUACUGGCCCCUGAUCCGGUUCUUGGUGCCCCUGGGCAUCACCAACAUAGCCAUCGACUUCGGGGAGCAGGCCUUGAACCGGGGCAUUGCUGCUGUCAAGGAGGAUGCAGUUGAGAUGCUGGCCAGCUACGGGCUGGCGUACUCCCUCAUGAAGUUCUUCACGGGUCCUAUGAGUGACUUCAAAAAUGUGGGCCUGGUGUUUGUGAACAGCAAGCGAGACAGGACCAAAGCCGUCCUGUGUAUGGUGGUGGCCGGGGCCAUCGCUGCCGUCUUUCACACACUGAUAGCUUACAGUGAUUUAGGAUACUACAUUAUCAAUAAACUGCACCACGUGGACGAGUCGGUGGGGAGCAAGACGAGAAGGGCCUUCCUGUACCUCGCCGCCUUUCCUUUCAUGGAUGCAAUGGCAUGGACCCAUGCUGGCAUUCUCUUAAAACACAAAUACAGUUUCCUGGUGGGAUGUGCCUCAAUCUCAGAUGUCAUAGCUCAGGUUGUUUUUGUAGCCAUUUUGCUUCACAGUCACCUGGAAUGCCGGGAGCCCCUGCUCAUCCCCAUCCUCUCCUUGUACAUGGGCGCACUUGUGCGCUGCACCACCCUGUGCCUGGGCUACUACAAGAACAUCCACGACAUCAUCCCCGACAGAAGUGGCCCGGAGCUGGGGGGAGAUGCAACAAUAAGAAAGAUGCUGAGCUUCUGGUGGCCUUUGGCUCUCAUUCUGGCCACACAGAGAAUCAGUCGGCCUAUUGUCAACCUGUUUGUUUCCCGGGACCUUGGUGGCAGUUCCGCAGCCACAGAGGCCGUGGCGAUUUUGACAGCCACGUACCCCGUGGGUCACAUGCCAUACGGCUGGUUGACGGAGAUCCGUGCUGUCUAUCCUGCUUUCGACAAGAAUAACCCCAGCAACAAACUGGUGAGCACGAGCAACACAGUCACGGCAGCCCACAUCAAGAAGUUCACCUUCGUCUGCAUGGCUCUGUCACUCACGCUCUGUUUCGUGAUGUUUUGGACACCCAACGUGUCCGAGAAAAUCUUGAUAGACAUCAUUGGAGUGGACUUUGCCUUCGCAGAACUCUGUGUUGUUCCUUUGCGGAUCUUCUCCUUCUUCCCAGUUCCAGUCACAGUGAGGGCGCAUCUCACUGGGUGGCUCAUGACGCUGAAGAAAACCUUCGUCCUGGCCCCCAGCUCUGUGCUGCGGAUCAUCGUCCUCAUCGCCAGCCUCGUGGUCCUGCCCUACCUGGGGGUGCACGGUGCAACCCUGGGUGUGGGCUCCCUCCUGGCGGGCUUUGUGGGAGAAUCCACCAUGGUCGCCAUCGCCGCGUGCUAUGUCUACCGGAAGCAGAAAAAGAAGAUGGAGAACGAGUCGGCCACGGAGGGGGAAGACUCCGCCAUGACGGACAUGCCUCCGACAGAGGAGGUGACAGACAUCGUGGAAAUGAGAGAAGAGAAUGAAUAAGGCACGGGACGCCAUGGGCACUGCAGGGACAGUCAGGAUGACACUUCGGCAUCAUCUCUUCCCUCUCCCAUCGUAUUUUGUUCCCUUUUUUGUUUGUUUUGUUUUGGUGAUGAAAGAGGCCUUGAUUUAAAGGUUUCGUGUCAAUUCUCUAGCAUACUGAGUAUGCUCACACUGACGGGGGGACCUGGUGAAUGGUCUUCACUGUUGCUAUGUAAAAACAAGCGCAACAACUGACUUCAUGCCCUGCCUCACGAAAACCCAGAAGACACAGCUGCCUCACGCUCGACGGUGUGUCCUCCUCCCCUGGACAAUCUCCUCUUGGAACCAAAGGACUGCAGCUGUGCCGUCGCCUCUCGGGCACCCUGCACAGCAGGCCACAGACUCUCCUGUGCCCCUUCAUCGCUCUUAAGAAUCAACAGGUUAAAACUUGGCUUCCUUUGAUUUGCUUCCCAGUCACAUGGCCGUACAAAGAGAUGGAGCCCCGGUGGCCUCUUAAAUUUCCCUUCCGCCAUGGAGUUCAAACCCAUCUACUCCACACAUGCAGGAGGCGGGCGGCAGGCUGCAGCCCGGAGUCCCCGUUCACACUGAGGAACGGGGAGACCUGUGACCACAGCGGGCUGACAGACGGACAUAAUCUCCCGUAGAAAGGUUGGAAAUGCCCCGGGGACAGCAAACUGACACGGUUGAAUGAUAGCAUAUCACUCUGUGUUCUCCUAGAUCCGAGCGAGCUGUCAGUUCUCACCCCCACCGUGUAUAUACAUGAGCUAACUCUUUUAAGUUGUCACAAAAGCGCAUCUCCAGUUUCCAGCCCCUGCCGCAUGACUUUUCCUGAAGGCUUGCUUUUCCCUCGCCUUUCCUGAAGGUCGCACUAGAGCGAGUCACAUGGAGCGUUCUAACUUUGCAUUUUAGUUUUUCCAGUGAACUGAAGCUUUAAGUCUCAUCCAGCAUUCUAAUGCCAGGUUGCUGUAGGGUAACUUUUGAAGUAGAUGUAUUACCUGGUUCUGCCAUCCUUAAGUCGUAACUCUGCGGUACAGGUAAUUCAGAAUGUACUAUGGUACUUCCCUCCCACACCAUACGAUAAAACAAGACAUUUUAUGAUGAUACCAGAGUCACUAUGUGGUCCUCCCCGAAAUAACACAUUCGAAAUCCAUGCAGUGCAGUAUAUUUUUCUAAGUUUUGGAAAGCAGGUUUUUUCCUUUAAAAAAUUAUAGACACAGUUCACUAAAUUGUUGAUUUAGUCAAAAUUCCUAGACUGAAAGAACCUAAACAAAAAAAUAUUUUAAAGAUAUAAAUAUAUGCUGUAUAUGUUAUGUAAUUUAUUUUAGGCUAUAAUACAUUUCCUAUUUUCGCAUUUUCAAUAAAAUGUCUCUAAUACAAUACGGUGAUUGCUUGUGUGCUCAACAUACCUGCAGUUGAAACGUAUUGUAUCAAUGAACAUUGUACCUUACUUGCAGCAGUUUUAUAAAGUCCGUCAUUUGCAUUUGAAUGUAAGGCUCAGUAAAUGACAGAACUAUUUUUCAUUAUGGGUAACUGGGGAAUAAAUGGGUCACUGGAAUAGGAAUAGAAGUGUAAGCUGGAAGGGCAAAAAUGAGAAAGAAAAAGGUAGGCCCUUUGUGUCUACCAUUUUUAGUGCUGUGUGAUCAUAUUGUUCCUCAUAGCGAAAAAGAAUGCAAGGGCAUGAAGUUAGCUGUGGGCAUGCCAGGGUUGCAUUCACAUUCCUGGGUACCCAGUGCCGACGGGGUGUGCCCACAUGGGAACAUGUCCUUGGUGUGCUUCCUCAGAGUGGCUUUUCCUCCAUUAAUAUAUAUAUGAGUGCUGAAAACAAGUUGCAUAGCUGCUUUGCAGUGGUUUCAGAGGCAGAUCUGAGAAGAUAAAAAAACUCAAUGUAUCAGCUUUUUUUAAAGGACAUUAUUAGAAAAUUAAACAGCAGUAUUUUUUAACAUGUGUGACUCUUUCAUGAUUCUGGGGUUGGAGCUUAAAGAUCCAAAUUGAGAAAGCAGGCCAGGCACAGUGGCUCAUGCCUGUAAUCCCAGCACUUUGGAAGGCCGAGGGGCGGGGGGGGUGGAUCACUUAAGGUCAGGAGUUCCAGACCAGCCUGGCCAACAUGGCAAAACAACGUCUCUACUAAAAGUAUAAAAAUUAGCUGGGCACGGUGGUAUAUGCCUGUAAUCCCAGCUAUUCAGGAGGCUGAGACAGGAGAAUCGCUUGAUCCCGGGAGGCAGAGGUUGCAGUGAGCCAAGAUAACGCCAUUGCACCCCAGCCGGGGCAACAAGAGCAAAACUUCGUCCCCCCCCAAAAAAAAAGAAAGCGAAUCCUUUCCCUCUAAAUCCAGGAAGGAUCAGCAAGGGCCUCCUCAUUAUGACAUAAGGAAAUAAGGAAAUGUAACUCCAGAGAUCCCUUCAGGGAUCAAGAUCAGUGGGCCAUAAUAUUUGGUUAGAGUUUCUGAGAACACAGGAAGCAGUGCCACACUCAGGCCACCACAAUGGAGCUGAUUUGGCAGGACUUGUCCAAACCGUUCACCUUAAAGCACGUGAUCCUUCUUCAUACAUUUUCUUCACUUGGGCUGCUUAAGUCACAGCCUAACAACUUCUGAGGCAAAAACUGAGAAUUGGCAUAUUCUCCUGCGUUUGUUCUAACCGAGUCCCGUCAUCCAGCUAGACAUGAGAGGAGAUCAAACCAGGGAGAGUGACCUUUCUUCUUCCCACUUUUCAGAGUCAUUAGGGGCAACCUUUUGACUUUUGUGACCAAAGAAACAUUCCCCCAAAACAUUUUUCAUUGCAGGGUGUUCAGCUGACAGCUGCAUUUAGAAGGGUACCAUGCCUGUGAGAUUCUCACGUCAAAGACCAUGGAAAGACCAGGUGUGACUUUCUCCAAAAUUGAGUGACUGCUUGUGGACGAAUACAAUCUGAAAAUACAAGGCCAUGAAGUAGUUUUUCAUUUAGAUGCUGAGAAACAGGUUUGGGCAGUUCAAAGCAUAGAAAAUAGAGAGUGAGGGUUUUCUCUGAGCAAGCCAAGGCUAGAGCUCCUCCUUUGCUGGCCUAUUUGAGGGAAACGAGGUCAUCCUAAAUGUGCAGUUGUCAUUUGUUCUGUAGUGACUUACAGGGAUCUCAGUGGCAAAGGGCGUCAGUGAGACACUCAACAAUUGAGCAAAAAGAACUAGACGAGGCUUGCACUCGGAAAGUCAUGGUAGGAUUGGACCUGCCAGCCACAUGGCUCACGGAGUAUUGAUGGAUUUGCACAUUGGCAGGAAACCCUCCCAUUUGAGAUUCUUCAAAUGGGGUGCAGAAGGCCACUUGUUUGCAUUUCUGGAUAAAAACCAGUCAUCCCCCAUGACUGCCUGCAUCGGGUUUGUCUUGUGCCAAAGUUACUCUUCCCUUGUUUUCACUUUGCCUUGGUUUUUAGCAUUAGCCAGUAGUUUGGCUUGGAAAUGUCCUGGAUAGCUGAUUCCCUAAGAAACUGAAACAUUUAAUAUUGGCUUAGGAUGUAUCAGAGGGGGCCAAAUAAAGCUGCUUUACAAUAGUAAAAUCACUUUAUACUUCACUCCUUCAGUCUUCCCAAUAAAGAACCUUGGGAGGUACAAGGGGUGGGGAGCCCCGGAUGGGGAGGCCUGGGAGCUCCCAGGGUAAUGACAGAGCUGGGCCGAGUUCUCCAGACACCAGGGUGCAUCGCAGCGGGGCCAGCUGAGGAGUGCGCACUCCCAGCCCUCUGGAUCUCUCUCCUGGUUGGAAUAAUCAUUACAUAUCAUAACUCUCAGAAAAUUUAUUCACUUAAAUCUUCAGAAGAAGAAGUGUGAAAUGUUAGCAGCUCCCUGCUCUCACUUGUUCCCCAUUUGGGGAUCUUCUGGAGGGAAGGGGCAGGGGGAGAGUAACUUUUCCAUGCCCUUGCUUUCUAGAAACAUCGAUUUCCAGACUCAGUAGCUGACUGGUUUUUUUUCCCCUUCAAAUUGAAGUGGGAGAGAGAGUGUGUUUUGCAAAAUAGCAAGUAUUUAUAGUGUUGUAAUUACAUUUCCUUGAGAAAUAUUUUCUUGUAUUUAAAAAUCUUUCUACUUCAGUAACUCUCUCAGCAGAACAGUGCCCAGGACAGCAUGUGCCGGUUAGUACCAGCUUUGCAGGUGAGCCGACUUCUAAACUUAGGAUGACGUCUUCAUCAAUCAGACCAUUGCACGUCCAGGAAAAGGGGUCCUUUAUCUUCUAAGUUCUGCUCCCCAUCUUUCUUUUGGAACCAAAGUUGCAGUGGAGUGUGAGGAAGGGCUUUGAAAGAUGUGGAGUGCUGAGAUGUCUGCAUUGCAUAUUCAGCCAGUUCAAAGCCAGCAGCUCCUGCCUGCAUUCUGUAGACAGCGCCCUCACACACAGCCCUCUGACGGCUCUCACAUAAAGCACUGGAACCGUAGGAAAGCAUGUUUUUGAGCAACGUGUUUGGUAACCAUUCGGGAUACUCCUCUGUGUGGUUAUUUUGAAUCUCUAUUUCUGUCAUUGAAGCAGCAAAAAACAUCAUGUGACUCAUCCACUGAUCUAACCACACUUAAAACAGGAUGUAGAGAAAAAUCUGAAGAGAAACGUAAAAGGGCCUGUUGCCUGCCCUUUUAAAGGCACAAUGUCUAAAAUCAUGCAAAUGUUCAAAAUGAGAGAAAUUGCAUUGUGCAAUCAACCCAAACUGCACUCAGAAGUCAGAGAAGUCACAAAUACAUAGUAUACUAUCUGAUCUCAAAAGGGAAAAAGGAGAUUGACGAGACCGAAAGUUUAGACUAUUUUCUUCUCGAGGGGACAUUCAAUCUAUUAACUUGCAACUUUCCGCUAGGAAGAGCAUCAAAGGUGGGCCUCCUAAAUCAUUUUUGAAAAAUCUUUGUCAAGUCCAAGUGGUUCCAGGAGAAUUUAUAGCCAGUAUCUCUUAAAAUAUUUCAUUUUAGUGAUAAUGGUUUUCUCAGCUUCAUUUGCAAACAACCAGGAUCUCUAAAAGACUGCAUAAGAUACAUGCACUUUUAUAGAUGGCUGUCAGCUACACACCGAUUCAGCAAAUGUUUUUUAUGUAGUACCUGUUUUAAGUUAGGCUAUGUAACUUAAAGUGCACUUCACUAACAAGACUUGACAUCAGCGUCUCCAAUAUGUAUAUGUAAACAAAAGCACACAAGAACUAGGCACCCUUCCUCUCUCCAAGAGUUUAAGUGGUGGUUUCCUUAGGUUAAAGAAGGGGACAGACCAGCUAAAAAUGGUUGUACCACUCACUGUACAACCUCAUGGAAAUUCUUACUAUACGAUUUAGAGGCAACGUUCCCUAGCUAUGAGCCAGGGCAAGAAACGGCACCUUUGGCGUUGGGGAACAUUUGAGAAACAUAACAACUAGGUAGAUGCUGGUUCCCUGAAGUGUGGGGCCAUAAACAUGCGGGGACCCAUGGUUUGAAUAAACCAGCCUCUGAAACCUAAGUUCAAACCACCCUUGCAUAACAAAGAAGUACAGGGUACACAUCACCACCAAUCACCCAGCACCCCACAGCGUUGGUCAUGUCACUAUGCGGCAGGCCCCUUACCCCAGGGCUGCCACAUCCACAAGCCUUGCAGUGGCAAAUACACCGCUCCCUGGAUGCAAUGAGAUAUUUUGGUUGCUUAACAAUGUACUGAUCAGGGAACUGUCUAAAGCUAGUAGGACCAAGGAGUUAAUCGAAGGGCUUCGGGAAAGUGGACAAGAGCCACGCACGCGAUUCUGUUCCAUGCCAACACUCAUUCAUUUAAGGAAUGUAUUCAAGCUGGAGGCUUCCAUAUCAUUCACGCUUCUUGGCCUCACCUCGCUCAUCUGUCCAAUGGGAGGCUUAAGCCAUUAUUGCUAAGGUCCCUUCCUGGUCUAACACUCUGUGUAUGAUCUAGGAUUUGGAACGUGGUAUGAGAUCCUACAAUGGAAGAAUAAAAUUACCUCAUUCUUCAUUUCAGAUCUGAAUAUUAGCAGUCAUCUAGAUUUUUUUUUUUUUUAAACAAAAUUAAGUGUGCUUAGAGUCAUUUCUCUACAUAGGCUGUGGCUGUCAGCUCAUAGGUUUGUCAGUUUCACAUCAAAACUGUGGGUAUAAACUGUUGAAACCAAUCACAUUGAAAUAUUUAGCUGAGCACAGUGGUGUGCAUCUGUAGUCCCAGCUACUCGGGAGGCUGAGGCAGGAGGAUCGCUUAAGCACAGGAGUUGGAAUUUAGCCUAAGCAACAGAGCAAAACCCCGUCUCUAAAAUACAAAUAAAAUAUUUGUGUAGUUUUUGAUUAAAAUUGACUACAGCGGUCAGUAUAAAAUAUAUGUCGCUUUUAAGGAAGUGCUGUUUAUGUACCUAACAGAUGGAAGUUUUUGCAUUGGUAAGAGCAUUUAUAUAUGCUUUGUUUCAGGGUUUAUCGAUUUGUAUUCAUAUAUUGUCAAAUAGGUUUCAUACUCUAAUUUUACUUUAAGUAAAGCUUAAACACUUGGCAUACAA